GCUAUCAGUACUGCAGUGCUAACAGUUUAGCCGAUGGGACACUUUUUGUCGGAGUCCGUGUUUUUGACUUUUAAGUUUUGGCAGAGCCCGCGCUGUUGUUCCCUUCUUCGUUUUUUUUUCCUGUCUGCUGUUAAACCAUGGCCCACCGGCUACGGUUUCAUUUUGGCUCCGGACGAAGCAACACGGCUCCUGAAUCAGAUGUCCUAGAACAGGAGAGAGAAGACGACUUUUUCAUGUCGCUGCAUACGCUGCCGAGGAGAAGCGGCUCUCACCCUUACUCGAGGCACGGGUCGGACUAUGGCGAUGGGGAUCUUCAGGAAGAGGGGGAACUUAAACGCAGCUCUUCCAUGUUCAUCCCCCAGCUAGUAAAUAAUAUCGACGCGCGGCCGACGCGGAGUUCAUCCAUGCAGAUCUCCCUUCAACGCAAUUCAGUGAACGGGGACGCGGACGAAUGCGAGUCUUCGGAGUUUUCGGAUGGAGUGUUUUCUUUUGCGGACUUCAACGAGCAUUACGUUUCGGCGGUUAGGAAAAAUUCCUCUUCCGCGAGUAGUUUGCAAGAUACUCCUGGGAAUUCUCCUCCCCAGGUUCACGAUUCUUUAAGACACCAGAUGAACGGCGCGAGUUCUUUCCCUCCCAGGUUUUCUCUGAGUCCUUUUGUGGAGCAGAAUGGAAGCUCGCAAAGUAUCGUAGACGUGGAAGAAAGAGCGUAUGUGUCCACCUCGAGCAAGAGUGUCGGGGGUGUAAGGAUUAAUGGACAGCCCGCAGGUCCGGAGAUCCACCAGGUGAGGUUGAUGCCUCCGAGUCACGAGGAUCACGACGAGUUCAGCGUUGAACCCCGGCGUUGGUCUCUGCAGCAUCUUCCGGACACGUCGGGGAACGCGGGGAAAAGGUGCUUCGUGUUUCAGCUGCAGCAGUCCCAGUGCGGCAACGGUAACGGCGGAGGAGAAUAUAACUUUGGUUUUACCGGCACGAAAGGUGACCGCUUGGUCAGAUACCCUCGUUUUCGAUUGGAAAGGAGCACCUCGUACCCGCUGCAGCCGCGUCCAGAAAGCACCAGCCCUGUAGAAAAUGGCGCGAAUACGGAAAGGAGAACCUGCGGCAAAGACUUCAGCAACGUUUUUCAGAAUGAUUCCGUGGAGCGGUCCUCACAGGGGCAAGGGUGCACUUUUAAAAUUAGACAGGAGCAAAAUGUCAGACAGCCACAUUUUAGGAUUCUUGUAACUCGUGGCACCGAGGAUCAAAGUAAAGACCAAGGGCAAGAUAUUCCAAGAAAUUCUGGAUCGGCUUCUGGAAACAAUACGACCAGAGAUGACUUCUUGGGUCAAGUUGACGUCCCUCUAAACCACUUACCGACAGAAGAUCCCACAAUGGAGAGGCCGUACACGUUCAAAGACUUCCUACUCCGACCACGAAGCCACAAAUCUCGGGUUAAGGGUUUCUUGAGGUUAAAGAUGGCGUACAUGCCUAAAAACGACGGGCAAGAAGAAGAAACGAGCGAACAGAGAGAAGAAUCUGAGCAGGCCUGGGAAGCGGCGGACACGAAUGAUUCCACUUCUCCACAUCAGCAAGAGCUGCCUGCUCCCCCCAUGCCACCUGGGUGGGAAGAAAAAGUGGACAACCUCGGGCGUACAUAUUAUGUCAACCAUAAUAACAGGACCACGCAGUGGCACCGACCAAGUCUGAUAGAUGUAACGUCUGAAUCCGAUAACAACAUAAGACACAUACAGCAAGAAGCCCACAGAGUUUUCCGGUCAAGAAGACAUAUCAGUGAGGAUCUGGAACCAGACCACCUCGAUGCUGGAGAUGUUCCUGAGCCCUGGGAGACGAUUUCCGAAGAAAUGACCCUGAGCACGGACACGCUCAACCAGUCCCUUCCACCCCCCGCAUCUCCCGUGUCCCGGGCCAGCGGCUUGGAAUUAUCCGAGGAGCUCAACAGGAGGUUGCAGAUCAGCUCCGAGUCUAACGGGGAACAGUUCAGCUCGCUUAUUCAGAGAGAACCUUCCUCCAGAUUGAGGUCUUGCAGCGUAACGGAUGGCGUGGCCGAGCAAGCUCAUUUAUCAAUGCCAAGCACUCCAACAGGAAGAGCUCGUUCGUCAACCGUCACAGGCGGUGAGGAUUCCACGCCAUCCGUGGCCUAUGUACACACCACCCCGGGCUUACCGUCUGGCUGGGAAGAAAGAAAAGACGCCAAAGGACGUACUUAUUAUGUCAAUCAUAACAAUCGCACCACCACAUGGACCCGGCCCAUCGUACAGCAUGCCGAAGACGGCGCAGUUGGGUCCACGUCCAACAGUAGCAACCAUCUGGCUGAGCCUCAAAUCAGGCGACCACGCAGCCUGAGUUCACCCACUGUUACUCUGUCGGCACCACUGGAGGGUGCCAAAGACUUCCCAGCACGCAGAGCCGUGAAGGACACCCUGUCUAAUCCACAGUCGCCACAACCAUCUCCUUACAAUUCUCCAAAGCCACAACAUAAAGGGGCACAGAGCUUCCUUCCACCAGGUUGGGAGAUGAGGAUUGCUCCAAACGGCCGACCAUUCUUUAUUGACCAUAAUUCCAAAACGACCACGUGGGAAGAUCCACGACUCAAAUUCCCUGUCCACAUGAGAACUAAAGCCUCUUUAAAUCCCAACGACUUGGGUCCUCUACCUCCUGGCUGGGAGGAGAGAAUCCAUCUGGACGGGAGGACGUUUUAUAUCGAUCACAGAAGCCAAGUGUUGAGAUGCGGACAGUCUGGUACAAGAUGCUCAGUACCACCCUACGACAACAAGAUUACCCAAUGGGAAGACCCUCGGCUGCAGAACCCGGCCAUAACCGGCCCUGCCGUUCCAUACUCAAGAGAGUUUAAGCAGAAAUAUGACUACUUCAGGAAGAAAUUGAAGAAACCCGCGGACAUACCAAACAGGUUUGAAAUGAAACUUCACAGAAACAACAUUUUUGAAGAAUCCUACAGAAGGAUAAUGUCGGUGAAAAGGCCGGACGUCCUGAAGGCUCGGCUGUGGAUUGAGUUUGAGUCUGAGAAAGGCUUAGACUACGGCGGCGUGGCCAGAGAAUGGUUCUUCCUUCUGUCCAAAGAAAUGUUUAAUCCGUAUUACGGGCUCUUUGAGUAUUCCGCAACGGAUAACUACACCCUCCAGAUAAACCCCAAUUCAGGUCUCUGUAAUGAAGAUCACCUCUCCUACUUCACAUUUAUUGGCCGCGUUGCUGGCCUCGCGGUGUUUCAUGGGAAAUUACUCGAUGGUUUCUUUAUUAGGCCUUUCUACAAGAUGAUGCUGGGAAAACAAAUCACCCUGAAGGAUAUGGAGUCUGUGGAUAGUGAAUACUAUAAUUCUUUAAAAUGGAUCUUAGAAAAUGACCCCACUGAGCUGGAUCUCAUGUUUUGUAUAGAUGAAGAAAAUUUUGGCCAGACUUACCAGGUGGACCUGAAGCCAAAUGGGUCAGAUCUGGUGGUGACAAAUGAAAACAAGAGGGAAUACAUUGACCUCGUAAUCCAGUGGAGAUUUGUGAACAGGGUACAGAAGCAGAUGAAUGCUUUCUUAGAAGGUUUUACUGAACUCAUUCCUAUUGAUUUGAUUAAAAUUUUUGAUGAAAAUGAGCUUGAGCUACUGAUGUGCGGUCUUGGCGAUGUUGAUGUGAAUGACUGGAGGCAGCACACACUGUAUAAGAAUGGAUAUUGCCCAAAUCAUCCCGUUAUCCAGUGGUACUGGAAGGCUGUGCUGCUCAUGGAUGCCGAGAAACGUAUACGUUUGCUUCAGUUCGUGACGGGGACAUCGCGCGUGCCUAUGAAUGGAUUUGCUGAACUAUAUGGUUCAAACGGUCCUCAGCUGUUUACAAUUGAGCAGUGGGGAAGCCCAGAUAAGCUGCCCAGAGCUCACACAUGCUUUAAUCGCCUAGACUUACCUCCAUACGAAUCUUUCGAAGAUCUACGCGAGAAGCUUCUCAUGGCCGUGGAGAACGCUCAGGGAUUCGAAGGCGUCGAUUAAAGAAGACGCCGGGUUCCAUCCUGCGGAGCGCCGCGAGCGCUUGGACGCGUCAACAAAACGGACAUUACCAGUGAUUUAAAGAGGGACGGCUGUCAGGAAAUAAAUAGUGGCAUCUAUAUUCAUCAAUAUCGGUUUGCUGAAUAUAGAUAAUAGAUAUUUAUUCUGCGACGGUGGACGAGGAUGACACGUUUUGUGCCGUUGAUACUUUGUGUCCGUUUACGCUGAAGUCAAAUCAUUUUCUCUCGUGAUUUGCUACAACAUUUGCUCUGGUGUCAAGGAAGAAGAAGAAGGAGGAGGAGGAUUGGACGCAGUUGCCCGUGAGAUGCUGGACGCUGCUGGCACAAAAGGGUUUGCAGUUUUACCGUUUAAACUGAUGCAGGAGAAACCGGUGACCGACGUCGGUGGCCAUCGUCCAACCACCCUCGAUGCAGGUUACUCAGACGUCUGAACUCUAGAACGUGGACGAUAGGCUUUGUACAGCAAGCUUUCCAUUGUAUGCUUAAUGACAUUUCAGGUGGACUUUAUGUAUCUUCAGACGCCCGAUAACCCCUGGGGUGCCCGAGGGACUUUGCAUUGCGAACCUUCUAGCAUUCAGAGGUUUAAUGUUUAUUUUACAUAGUUUGUGAUGACAAAGAAUGGAACUAAUCACUUCACUGGUAGAGUAUUAAAACCCAAUGUUUACUUUUUAAUUGAUUUAAGAUCUAUUUUCAAAUUUUAUUUCUUUCGAAUUAAAGCUGGUACGCGAGCCAUCUUUCUCUUAA
Spea bombifrons (plains spadefoot toad) is the source of this 4744-nucleotide messenger RNA. It is a transcript of the gene NEDD4L, whose product is annotated as NEDD4 like E3 ubiquitin protein ligase. The record is from RefSeq and is a predicted model, not a curated record. Gene Ontology annotation, biological process: regulation of dendrite morphogenesis; ubiquitin-dependent protein catabolic process. Gene Ontology annotation, molecular function: protein binding; ubiquitin protein ligase activity; sodium channel inhibitor activity. NCBI's taxonomy places the organism in Eukaryota, Metazoa, Chordata, Amphibia, Anura, Pelobatidae. The coding region runs from base 138 to 3983 and encodes 1281 amino acids. The transcript is spliced from 28 exons.